UACGAAGAGGACGACUAUCCGAAUAGGCUUCCCAUACAUCUGGCUCCGGUUGCUCUGACAUACGAGGUGACUGAGCGAUACGGUGUCUCGAAUCUGAAUGCUUGGAAUGAAUGGCGAUCAACGGACGCGUUCUCUAAUGCCAAUGGUUUUGUGAGACUUGGGCCUAAAGGACGUUUAUUUAGCGUAAGCAUGCUACAUCAAAUGCAUUGCCUCCAAAUCGUUCGCGGAGCAAUUAUCAGAUGUGACGCGGACGUCCAUGUCCAUCACUGGCUCAAUAUGCUCCGCCAGGGUAUAUUAUGCUCAGCUGAUUCGACCCUCGAUCCGUUGUACUACGCGGUGGACGGCACGCCCGUUGGAGCUGCUGGCAUUGGGAUCAAGCACGUUUGUCGAGAUUGGGAGGCGAUAUACCGGUUUGUGCGAGAAAACCAGCUGACGAAGGCUUGGAAUGCGAGCCACUAG
Stereum hirsutum FP-91666 SS1 is the source of this 459-nucleotide messenger RNA. RefSeq lists its product as uncharacterized. The transcript is spliced from 3 exons. The record is from RefSeq and is a predicted model, not a curated record. NCBI's taxonomy places the organism in Eukaryota, Fungi, Basidiomycota, Agaricomycetes, Russulales, Stereaceae. The annotation marks the transcript as partial. Gene Ontology annotation, biological process: mycotoxin biosynthetic process.